Messenger RNA from Closterium sp. NIES-65, 3156 nucleotides. NCBI's taxonomy places the organism in Eukaryota, Viridiplantae, Streptophyta, Zygnematophyceae, Desmidiales, Closteriaceae. The record is from the annotation of a GenBank genome assembly.
AUGGCGGCGUUGUUGUUCCGCAGUCAGUCGUCGACGUGUGUCCGCGUCUCGCCAGCGCGUGACGCGAGCCGCCUGUCGUCCAAGCAGAACAACCAGAGCUUUCAGAACACUCUCAUCCCAUGCCGUCCCAAGCCGUUCUUUCCUCCUGCAUCCCUCUCCCACACCAGUGAUGAGGUGCUCAAGGAGCUGUUGAAGAUGAGGGAUCAGUUGGAGGAGCUGUUUGCAGGCCUAUCACUGGAGGAGAACUUUCAAACCUCCCGCCCUCUUGACAACAGUCUUUAUAUUAGUCGCCUCCUCCUCCUUCGUCCCCCUUCACCACCCCACCUCCUUCCCUUUCCUCCUCCCCCACUUCCCUCCCCCGCCUACUCCCUUCCUUCUCUCCUCUCCCCCGGGUCGUCCAAAAUCAACCUACCAGAAUCACAGACGCACGAUCGACAUCAUCGCUGCAGGGGACACCGGGGCAGAAAGUCGAUCAAGAGUCCCCGUUCGUAUCUCACUCAGUCCCCGUUCGUAUCUCACUCAGUCCCCGUUCGUAUCUCACUCAGUCCCCGUUCGUAUCUCACUCAGUCCCCGUUCGUAUCUCACUCAGUCCCCAUUCGUAUCUCACUCAGUCCCGUUCGUAUCUCACUCAGUCCCCGUUCGUAUCUCACUCAGUCCCCGUUCGUAUCUCACUCAGUCCCCGUUCGUAUCUCACUCAGUCCCCGUCGUAUCUCACUCAGUCCCCGUUCGUAUCUCACUCAGUCCCCGUUCGUAUCUCACUCAGUCCCCGUUCGUAUCUCACUCAGUCCCCGUUCGUAUCUCACUCAGUCCCCGUUCGUAUCUCACUCAGUCCCCAUUCGUAUCUCACUCAGUCCCCGUUCGUAUCUCACUCAGUCCCCAUUCGUAUCUCACUCAGUCCCCGUUAGUAUCUCACUCAGUCCCCGUUCGUAUCUCACUCAGUCCCCAUUCGUAUCUCACUCAGUCCCCGUUCGUAUCUCACUCAGUCCCCGUUCGUAUCUCACUCAGUCCCCGUUCGUAUCUCACUCAGUCCCGUUCGUAUCUCACUCAGUCCCCGUUCGUAUCUCACUCAGUCCCCGUUCGUAUCUCACUCAGUCCCCAUUCGUAUCUCACUCAGUCCCCGUUCGUAUCUCACUCAGUCCCCAUUCGUAUCUCACUCAGUCCACGUUCGUAUCUCACUCAGUCCCCAUUCGUAUCUCACUCAGUCCCCGUUCGUAUCUCACUCAGUCCCCGUUCGUAUCUCACUCAUUCCCCGUUCGUAUCUCACUCAGUCCCCGUUCGUAUCUCACUCAGUCCCCGUUCGUAUCUCACUCAGUCCCCGUUCGUAUCUCACUCAGUCCCCGUUCGUAUCUCACUCAGUCCCCGUUCAUCUUACUGGACUCGGCUGGUUGGGAGGAUCAAGAGAAUCACGAGGAUGAAGAGGAAGAUUUUCUUUCCAGCACCACUCUCUAUUACAACAAAUUCAUUGAUCUGUGUGCUGCUAGUGAUUCACAAGCGAAUGCAGGGGAUCACGAGGGGGCGUUGCAAGCAUACAAGCUGAUGUCAGCGAGUGGGUUUGCACGCGACUUGGAGCCAGAGCUUUGGAACAAGCUCAUCCAUGCCGUGGCUGCCGUGCCCUCCGCCCCUGCCUACGUGGCCUACGGGCCGGACCUAGACACGUACGUGGGGCUCAUGGCAGUGUGUGCCAGGGAUGGCGAUGCAGCAUGGGCGAUGGCACUGAGGAGGGAGAUGGAGGAUGGCGGAGUGGAGGUGACGGGAGAAGUGCUCCGUGCGCUCAUGGCCAUGCAACGCAAAGCGGGGAUGUGGGAGGCCGCUGUGGAAACCUUCAAAGAGAUGCAAACCAAGGCGGUGCUCUCAACCGAUGAGGAUGCGGCAUGGGGUCGUGAGUUCCUGAAGGAAGCUGCUGAGAAAGUUCGCCCUAAUGCGAAGACCCUCAAUCUUCUCAUUGAAGCAAGUGUAGAGGCAGGGUAUCACGAGGGGGCGGUGCGAGCGUACAAGCUGAUGGCAGCAAAUGGCUUGGCACAUGAAUUGAAUCCGGUUUUCUGGAGCAAGCUCACCCAAUUUGCGAGGACCGUGAUUGCACCGUCUACCCCUACUAACACUGCAAACGAGGCAGACACGCCUCCUCCAGUGCUCCAGCUCCUAUCAGAGGCUACUGAGAGUGGCUGUGUCGACCCAGAGGUCUUCAACCUCCUCAUCGAAACCAGCCUGCAGGCAGGGGAUCCUGAGGGGGCGUUGCGAGCGUACAAGCUGAUGUCAGCGAGUGGGUUUGCAUGCGACUUGGACCCGCCUUUUUGGAACAAGCUCAUCCACGCCGUGGCUGCCGUGCCCUCCGCCCCUGCCUUCGUGGCUUACGGGUGCUACGAUGGCAUGCAGCGGUGGGGUCCCGAACCAGACGAGGCAACGUACCAGGGGCUCAUGGCAGUGUGUGCCAGGGAUGGCGAUGCAGCACGGGCGAUCGCGUUGAGGAGGGAGAUGGAGGAUGGCGGAGUGGAGGUCACAGCAGUGGUGUAUACCGCGCUCAUCAAUGCUCAGGGCAGGGCAGGGGAGUGGGAGGCGGCUGUGGAGACGUUUAAUGAGAUGCAAGGCAGCACGAAGGGCGAGAUGGAGCACCCGCACCAGCCGUCAAUGGACACCUACACUCGGCUGUUUGACGCCUGCUUCGGGCCGGACGGAGCUGAUCCCGUGAUACGGGACGCGAUGCAGGAGGGGAAAACGCUCAAGUUCACUCCAGCGCUACAAGCAGCAGUGUCUAUCUUCAGAGAGGCAGCAGCUAAGGGCGUCUUUCCCCCGGCUUUGACUGCAGAUCCUUUCACGCUUUACGUGGUCGACUGCACUCGCCCUGUCGCGGCUGCGGCGCUGCUUUCGCUGCUUCUGCAUCUCGCCUCCUCCUCCACUGCUGGCUGUAAUGAUGCCUCGUGGCUGCAGAACUUGGUUAUUGUCACGGCAACCUUGUAUCGACAGUCGCAAGCAGCGGACGAGGCUCCACCACAGGAGCCAUGCCCAGACCUCCAAGGGACGAUGGAGGCAAUGCUGCAGGCGCUGGGGCUGAAGGGAGAGAGGCUGCAUGGCACGAGCGCGCUGCAGGGGCUGUGUGUCGACAGGGAGGACCUGCGCCUCUGGCUCAACACACAGGCUGCCUCCGUGUUCCUCGCAUGA